AUCACACACACCAAACGUAGAAGGAAGAGUUUGAUGAACGUGCAUCGACACUCCACAGCAACGGCGACAACAACGACGGUGCCGAUGGCACCCAGAAGUCAGAUUCCAUAGAAACAUUAUCAAAACAACACGAUACACGCAGAGAGACAGAGAGACAGAGAGAAUAUCAGGGACGUUAAUCAAUCUGUCUUCGUCGCUGCCGUUGCCCGUCUCCGGUGGCAGCGGCAUUUGGAGAGGCUAGCCACAGCGAGAUAUUCGCGGGCGCAUUCCCGUCUCCGGCUCCCUCUCGAACCCGAGGGGAAGGGAGGAGACAGAGCGUGAGCCGAGAGAUGGCGUGGCGUAUGAAGAAGGAGGCGGUGGAGGACGCGGUGGUCAUCGGGGGGUUGGUCGGCGUCCAGUUCGUCUAUGCCGGGAACUCGGUGCUGCUGAGCUACCUCAUGUCGCUCGGCUUCACCCCCCUCACGCUCGUCAUGUUCUCCGCUCUCGCCACCUUCUUCAUCCUCUCCCCUGCCGCCGUCGUCUUCGAAAGGAGUUUGUGGCCUAGGAAGAUCAGCUUGAAGCUGAUGCUCCAGCUUGUUUUGAUUUCCUUCACUGGCGUGACUCUGUUUCAAUCCCUGUUCCUGAAGGGAAUCAAGAUGACAUCACCGGGCAUGGCCACGGCCAUGCCGAACCUCGCUCCGGGGCUGAUCUUCGUGAUCGCUUGGGCCAUUAGACUGGAGAAAGUUAAGAUCAGUUGCGUGUACAGCAAAGUCAAGAUAGUAGGCACACUUUUGUGUGUGGCUGGUGCUCUCGCAAUGAGCCUGAUGCACAGUGCGGGAAAGAAGGAGGUUAAAUUUACCUCUGCCUCAGUGGACUUCGUUUUUGACAAAGAAAAGAUCAUAGGAUGCUUGUAUCUCAUGGCGGCGGUUUUCGUACUGUCGAGCAACAUCGUUCUGCAGGCCGUGACUUUGGGUCAUUUUCCUGCCCCGAUGUCCUUGUGUGCGAUAACAUCCUUAAUCGGGGCAUUCACGACUGCGGCUGUGCAGCUUUUUGAAGAUCACAAGUUGGUGUUCAGUUUGCCACUCGUGAGCUUCGGAAACCUAGUCGGAUUUUCAGUACUGGCAGGUGUCGUUAGCGGACUAACAGUGAGCUUCAAUGGAUGGGCGAUGAAGAAAAGAGGGCCGGUCCUGGUAUCGAUGUUUAGCCCCAUUGGAACGGUGUGCUCUGUUGUUCUUUCCAUUUUCACCAUUGGCGACACCAUUAAACUAGGAAGCCUUGGGGGUAUGUUCCUUAUGUUCACCGGGCUCUACUUCGUACUGUGGGCUAAAGGGAAAGAAGCUUCCUUACCUGAAGAUGGCUUAGAAAGUGAGUUUGAUGCAGAGAAGCCUCUUUUAACUUGAUGCCUUCCUUCAUGAUUUGUACUGUAAACUCCCAUUCACGCCCAGGUCUAUAGUUAGACCUCCUCGAAGAAAAAGGAGCCUCAAAUGGAAAUGAACCAUCAGCCAGUCCCCUGAUCGAUUCAUGUUAGCAAAUCGGUCCCGAUCCAUGGCCGAGUAAUUCGUCGUGCAAAUUGGUGACUGUUAAUGUGGAUGUUAGGCAGAUGAAACAGUCCAUUGCUUGCACUUAGUCAGAAUGCAUUACGAAACGAUUCGACAGUGAACAUUUGCAUGUAUACCUCGAGCCAAAGGAAUAUGAAUGGAUGGCAAAAGAGUCGUGUGAUUUUAAA
This is a messenger RNA of Syzygium oleosum, 1705 nucleotides long. RefSeq names its product WAT1-related protein At5g47470-like. The record is from RefSeq and is a predicted model, not a curated record. Gene Ontology annotation, molecular function: transmembrane transporter activity. NCBI's taxonomy places the organism in Eukaryota, Viridiplantae, Streptophyta, Magnoliopsida, Myrtales, Myrtaceae. Bases 330 to 1379 code for a protein of 349 amino acids. Gene Ontology annotation, cellular component: plasma membrane. The transcript has 7 exons.